Molecule: messenger RNA, 2803 nt
Organism: Alligator sinensis (Chinese alligator)
Lineage: Eukaryota; Metazoa; Chordata; Crocodylia; Alligatoridae
Gene: LMCD1
Product: LIM and cysteine rich domains 1
Exons: 7
Coding region: 414-1469 (351 amino acids)
Molecular function (GO): zinc ion binding
Source: RefSeq, a predicted model, not a curated record
CAGGAUUUUAGAGGGAGUUGUAGACUCCAGUUAAAGGGGCAUGGUUCAGGCAGGCUGUGGACAAGCACUCAAGUUGUGAAUUGGAGUAUUGAGAGCCACCUCCUAUGCAAUUUGCAAACAAAAGUCAUUUAACAGGCUGCUGCCAGGAGUAUACACUGUAGCAUUCUCCUACAGUCAACUUUCCUGACUAAAAGACCUGACAUCUUGAAAUACAGAAGGGGAGAAGACCAGGGCAAAGCUUGGAAUGGAUCUGAGUCCAGGAAUUCAAAAGGAUGGUUCAGAUCCCUGGCUGCUAGAAUAACUUCAUUGGAAUUACAUGUCUGCCUCUAGAGAACCUCACCCAAAUUGAAUCUUGACAUUGAAUCCAUUCUACUGUUUGCUAAGAAUCCAAAUAUUUCUGUUGCACUGACUGGAUGUCUGUAAGCCAGCAGCAGUCAGGAAGAGGUGUGCCCUGUUUACGAUGCAGAGGGAUGUGUACAGGCUUUGAGCCACAUUCCUGGAGGAAAAUAUGCAAGUCGUGUAAAUGUAGCCAGGAAGAUCACAGCCUCAGCUCUGAUGCAGAAGAUGACCGGAAAAUUGGCCGCUUGUUAUCAGAGUCAAAGUACUCUACGCUCACCGCCAGGGUGAAAGGUGGGGAUGGAGUUCGUAUCUACAAAAGGAAUCGCAUGAUCAUCACCAACCCUAUCGUGUCUCGGAAAGAUCCAACGUUUGACACUAUAACAUAUGAGUGGGCUCCUCCAGGACUGACCCAGAAGCUGGCUAUGCAGUACAUGGAACUGAUUCCAAAGAAGAUGCAGCCGAUAGCAGGCACAGAAGGAGCAUAUUACCGUCGUAGACAGUUGAUUAGACAGCUUCCUAUUUAUGACCAGGAUCCGUCUCACUGCCGUGGCCUUGCUGAAAAUGAGAUAAAGCUGAUGGAAGACUUUGUAAAGAAAUAUAAAAAUGAUGCUCUGGGAGUUGGCGAAGUUGCACUUCCUGGCCAAGGUGGCAGUGCCAAGGAGGAAGGGAAGCAUCAAGACAAAAAUGCGGGUACAAGUAAGCCAUCUGCUUCAACCAAUGGAGCCCUCAGUGGUCCACCAGCAGGAGCAGAAUAUUGCUGUGAAAUCUGCAAACAGGUGAUGCCUACAAAUUGCCCUGUGGUGUAUGCUGACAGAGCAGGCUACAGCCACCAAUGGCACCCAGCAUGUUUCGUGUGCUGCAAGUGCUCAGACCCUCUGGUUGACCUGAUCUACUUCUGGAAAAAUGGUGCAGUGUGGUGCGGACGUCACUACUGUGAGAGCAUAAGGCCACGUUGUGCAGCCUGUGAUGAGAUAAUAUUCUCCGAGGACUACCAGCAAGAGAACGGGCUGACUUGGCACAAGAAACACUUUACCUGCCUGGAGUGUGAGACGCUGCUGGCUGGCAAAUCUUUCAGCCUGGAUAAAGGAAAGAUUCUAUGUACAACUUGCAGCAAAAGCAAGCAUCCCUAAACACCAAGUAAUGCAAAAAACCAAAGUCUGUUCUCCUAGAUUCAAACAAGAAUUAAGUUCAGAAUAGACCCGUGCCUGUUCACUAGCAGGCAACUAGAAACCCCCUUAAAUUGAACAGGUUUGAAGGGGAAAAAUGACUCUUUUCGGGGGGAACAAAAAGCAAAUUCAUAUAUAUGCAGGGGAGGGAGGGAAGAAGGGGAAAGAGGUCUUUGGACUUACUAGGAAGGGACAGAACCUAAACCACUGACAUAAGCAGUUUCUGUAGCUUAUCCACAUUGGGUUAAACCUCAUAGUAAGAACAGGUGAGCUAUUUGAACCCAAGAAGUCCUCACCCAUACCUCCAACUGAAAGAUCUUGCUGCAUUCUUUUCUGAAGCAAUAUCUCUCAAAAUUAACAUUUAGGCAUACAAAGCUGAUCACUAAUUAGCUUUAUGAAAUCCAUGUAUUCAUAGAAUCCUGAUAAAUUGUACUAAAUCAAUAGCUUCAAAGAACUGGAUUAACGGAAGGGAUUAAGAACUGGGUACAACUCAGAUAAGCUCUGGAAGUGAGCAGGUUUCUCCUCACUGGCAUCACUUUUUGGAAUGAUUUGGUGUACUGGUUUUCCUCAGUGACUAGGUGGCAAGACGAUUGUUUCAGUUAUCCUCUAAGAGUCUUGCAUAUCUAAACUAAUAGCAGAGUUGUACAACACUGACUAAUCUAACUAUCUGUUUGAAAUUUGGCUCAAUACAAAUGUUCCUGGCAAUUCUGAAUAUAUAGCAGCACACCCAUAGGCUCAUAUGAUCUUCACUUUGUAUCCACCUGCAAAGCCUUUUGCAGCUGGUGGAUCUGCAGGAAGAGGCAAUGUUUCCUCUGGUUAGUAGCACACUGGUCUCAAAGGCAGGAAAGGCAUUUAAAAUGUGAAUCUCAAACACCAUAUUUUUGGUCUGGAAACAUAUGUUCUUACAAGAAGAGUCUGCCAUACUGUGCCAGAUGUGCUGUGAUGCCAGCUUUUCCCGUAGUGCUUUAAUAUUUCCACAAGAAAAUAGAAAAAAAGAACCCCUUUCAUUUGCGGUUCUCAGGCUAUGGCUAUCUAUUCACCAAAUACUGGAUUGAAAUCGUCAGCUGAAUUUGCAUCAGAUGGGCCACUGAAUGGCCCCCAAAUUUUUACACCACCACCCUGUGCUGGAUUACAACCAACAAUCUGUCAUGUUACCACUUCCUCACAUUCAUCUGACUCUUUCAAUAGACAGAGAAUAGCCAAAUCACUGACAUGUGUAUGCCUAUAUUUGCUUAGUUUCUACAUACCUUAAUUACUUUCUAAAAAGAAGUGGCAUCUAGUUUGCAAAAAUACCGCUC